Molecule: messenger RNA, 3248 nt
Organism: Vespa mandarinia (Asian giant hornet)
Lineage: Eukaryota; Metazoa; Arthropoda; Insecta; Hymenoptera; Vespidae
Biological process (GO): intraciliary transport
Cellular component (GO): axoneme
Source: RefSeq, a predicted model, not a curated record
AAAAAGAAUAACAUGCGCGGUUGAAAAAGAGUUAUCAUCUAUGAUUACAUCAUUGAUUACGAAAAUAUUUUUUCUGUAUUGCCUUGGUAACCAGUUAACAUAACAAUGAAUGAUAGUAUACUACGCGCACAGCUAUGUAUGUUUCUAACAACCGAAUACUUCUUUGAUACUGUGGAGUUGUUUUUAGCAGAAUUAAAAUGUCGAUUGUAACGUGUAAUCAAUCACUGCAAAAUGCAAACUGAAGUGCCCACAUUGCCUGUAGUACAUCUGAAUGUUCAUGAAAAUGUGGAUAGGUAAACUAAUAUUCCUUGCAGAGGGCAAAAGCAAUCAUACCAUAUUCAAGUGUCAUAAUAAAUUGAUAUAUAAAGCAAAACAGCAACACAAAUAGUAUAGAAGAAAAAAAAUGCUAUUCACUAUGUAGAAGUACAUGUCCAUCAUCAAAUAAAAAAUGUUUGCAUCCUUUGCUUGGUAUGUUAUAUAUUGAAAGAGAAUCAUAUAAAAACACCAUGCGAGUCUGUUCUACUACAAUAUCAGCAAAACCUGCAAAUAAAAAUAAUCUUACUCAAAGAGUUGUAUCUGCAAAAAUGCUUCGUAUUAAACAAUUGCAAAAUCAACUUGCUGAUGCACAUUAUCAUCUAAAUGAAUUGGCUAAUGAAAACAGGCUGUUGAAAGCAUUGCAGAAAAGGCAAGAUUCUGCAUUAAGACGUUAUGAGGGAACUACUGCUGAACUACCAAAAAUUAUUAAUUCACAUCAUGAAGAAUUGAGAAUACUGCAAAUUAAGCAUAAGAAAUUAAAAGCCUUACAUAAGAACAUCUCUGAUUUAUUGAAAGAAAAAGAAAAUGAGUUGUAUUCCUUGCAGACUCAAAAUAAGCAUUUGUUGCAACUCAGUAAAGAUCGAAACUUGGCAGAAAGAGAAAAAUUACAGAUGCAAGUUUCUGAGUUAAAUCACAAAAUAAUGCAGCAACAAGAAAAUAUACAGUUGUUAGAAAGAAAAUUAGCCUUGGAAAGAAAAAGUUUGAAACAUCAACUAUUUGUAGAGAUAUCUAAACACAAACAAACACAGAAAAACUUACAAGAAGCACUUGAAAAGGUGAAAGAUUUAGAACAUUUAAUAGGUAACAAAACAAGAAAACAAUUACUAAUCGAUAAAAAAAAUACAGUUUUUGUAACUCAAUCACUUACAAAUUUGAGGAACGUAAGUACUGCAAUAACUAUGACCAACAAAUAUAAAAAAUAUAAUGAUGGACAAAACGAUAACUUGCCUACACUUAUUACAUCUCAAUUAAAUAAUGAUAUAAUUAAUAAUACUAUUAGCAGUACAAAUGCAAGUCAACAAACGGAUUUGCCUUGUCCAGAAACAGUGACAAGUUCAAGGGACACUCAUAAAUUAUAUUUUCAAACAAUGUCACAGGAUAUGAUAUCUUCAUUAUUUGAUGAUCAAACACCAAAGUUUAAAGAUUCAGGAUCAAAAUUAAAUAAAAAUGUACAAACUGCAUCAUACAAUGAAGAUGAUAUAGCAAGUGAGAUGGAAUCUGGGGAUAAGUGCAUAGUAGAUGGAAAUUCAUAUGAAGUAUCUACAGAACAGCAUGAACAAUUCGAUAAUUUUUCUGACUAUUCUAAUAGUGAACAUGAGAACAAUGAACAUAAAAAUAGGAAUUAUCAUUUGAUGAACACAAUAAAAGAUUCUCAGGAUUUACAUACACGGAUGAUCAAUAAUACAGACCAUGAUCUUACUUCUUAUAUAAUAGAUUCUAAAGAGAGUGAAUCCAAUGCACAAUUUUUUUCUAAAAAGAUAUAUAAUGAAAAUUUUCAAAAGCAGGCUAAAAUUUUAAAUCAAAAAGAUUAUGAUUAUCAAUAUAAGUUUAAAACAAACCAAGAAGAAUCUAUUGAAGAUGGCUUCUCUGUAAAAUUCAAAAAUGAUAAAUUUGAUAAAAUAUAUUCUGAUUCUUGUUCAGAAGAUUUUAAUACUAAUGAUAUGACAAACGAAAUUGAUUUAAAAGUUUUAAGAACUAAACAAAGAACUGAUAAUGCAAAUUCGGAAGUUAAUUUGCUACAAAAUGAAAGUAUUUAUGAAUAUCAAAGUGAUUUGCAUAAAAACGUAGAAAAUCCUUCCAUAGAAACUAUAGUGAAUAAUCUUGAAUAUAAUCUAAGUCAUAUGCAUAUACAAGAUGAAAAAAAUCAUGUGAUUAAUGAUCAUGAAAACUUAAUUGAUUUAAAAUUGGAUACCCAGCAUACUUAUGAUGAAAAUGAAACGACUUCUAUGUCUUUGCAACAAGAUGAAUUUCAAGGUAUAGAAAAAUAUUCAACAGUUAAUUUCAAGCUUGAUCAAGAAAUAAAACAUUCGGAAAUUGAUAAAGAUAAUCCAUUAAUAUAUGACAAUAUUAGUUAUUCUAUUGAUAAGGUAAAAGAUGAACUACAACAGAAUAAUUAUAGUGAUCAACAUACAUCAACAAACUCCAUAAUGGAGGGUCAAAGAACAAUAUCUAAUGGAAGCAAAGUGGAAUUUACUGAAGACCUAAACAAUGAUGUUAUUACUACAUUACAAAUGAAUAAGAAAAAAAAGUCAUUAUCCAACAUUCAUACAGCUAAUAACUCUGGUAAAAGUUACAAUAAUACCAAUAAAAGUGACCACAAAGCGGUUAAUAAAUCAAAAUCAAUUAAUUACAACAAAGAAAAACUUUUGGCUACAAUGAAGGCAAUUGAUAAUAAUGAAGAUAUUGACUUUUUUAUUGAUCAACAUUUUCCAAAACGUAAUUCUUUAACUAGAUUUCAAAUAACAGAAAACUUAUUCCGUGGAUUACCUGCACAUAGCAAGAAAAACUAUAGUAUUAUUAAUGAUGUGUUUGAUAAUGGUAAUAUGGAUAAUAAAAUUAGCCUUACUUAAACCUUGUUAGUUAUAUCUAUCUAUAAUAAUAUCUUGCAAGUUUACUGAAGUCUUAAAACUAUUUGAUGAUAUAGUAAGCUUCUUAAAUGAUCAAUAUUAUUAACAAGCUUACAAUUACUAAAAUUCGUUUAGACUAAAAUUCGUUUAUUUUAUUAGCCUCACAUAGUUAAACAUUAAUCAAAUUUAAUCAUGACAUAAAAUAAAAUGUAGCAGUAAACUUAGUAUGAUUACGUUGCAUUUUAUUAAAAAAUACAUUAUAUAAAACAUCAAUUAGUUUAACCAUGUGGAAGCUGCUGCAUAUGAAGAUACUAUUUUGAAUAUGAUCUAACAAAUUUUAAACAAGCAAGUUUUUAAUAGAAUCAA